AUGUUUGGACUGGGAGUGGAAGCCGAUAGACUGUCCAUCGUAUGGAAAGUGUCGGAUAACUCGCACAACGAGAAAAUAUUGCCCCAAAUGUCGGCUCACAAAAUGCUUGGACAUCGGAAUGAGACAGACUAUCACACGUUCAAUGAAUUGGAAAAUACACGCAUUUCGGAGUUAACCACUGCCACCAAUAUAUUCAAUUAUCCCGUAACCAAAAAUCUUAUAUACUUAAGAGAUAAGGUGCAGAUAUACCGUAUGACCAGGGUCAGGGUCGAGGACCUAAUCAGGGAUACCAUCAAAUUUUGUAAAAGUCUCGUUUCAUUCACAAAUACCUGUCCAGAGGAUCAGUUAUCGCUACUCAAGAAUGGAUGUAUGAAUUUGCUUUGCAUGCGAUUCUUGGCUUAUUAUAACGUGGAUAAAACAAUGUACUACCUCAAUUUGCUAACGGCAAUAAGAUAUUUACUGUUGAAAUAUCGGUCAAAAUCUGAAUCACAAUUAAAACUGAAAAGACUGAUGGAGUUGUUGAUUGAAUUUAAUACGAUAUCCAAUAUGCGAAGGGCUGUCCACUCUAAACAAAUGAUGGAAAGCCUACAAUAUUGCGGACCACUCAUGAGAGAGAGAUUGCUGGCUAACCGCAGCACUGCUUACUGUCAACACUUGUGGGUCAUUUGGGUCCGUCCGGACAGACCAUCCGACCGGGUUGUGGGCGAAGAUCAUCAUCGGGUGCUGUCCCGAUGGUACCUCCACAUAGAUGUCGUACGUGUUAUUAGCCAAUGGACUUCGGUUCGAGGCGUUCAAAUAAAUGUGCUGGAUGUCCGAAAUCUCCAACUUACAUCUCCUGAUAUGUUUAAAUGA
Oppiella nova is the source of this 852-nucleotide messenger RNA. The record is from the annotation of a GenBank genome assembly. NCBI's taxonomy places the organism in Eukaryota, Metazoa, Arthropoda, Arachnida, Sarcoptiformes, Oppiidae.